Nothobranchius furzeri (turquoise killifish) is the source of this 5412-nucleotide messenger RNA. RefSeq names its product ArfGAP with GTPase domain, ankyrin repeat and PH domain 2 (gene agap2). The record is from RefSeq and is a predicted model, not a curated record. Gene Ontology annotation, molecular function: GTPase activator activity; protein binding; GTPase activity. Gene Ontology annotation, cellular component: nucleus. Gene Ontology annotation, biological process: activation of GTPase activity; negative regulation of neuron apoptotic process. NCBI's taxonomy places the organism in Eukaryota, Metazoa, Chordata, Actinopteri, Cyprinodontiformes, Nothobranchiidae.
AGAGAGAACCAGGGGCAUGCUAAGGGAGGGGCGUUGGCGAUCCCUGUCUGUGGGUUUGCGAGGGUGAAGCUCAGAGUGAGAGGGAGACGAGCCAUGCUUGUGUGAGGGCGUGUGCGUGAUGUGCGCUGGACUCUGUGAACCCGUGUGACGGUGUGUCUGUCGGAGGCGUUCCUGGAGCUGCUAGAGAGGGGACUCGCCUCAGCGCCUCCUCUGUGCUGUCAUGCUCAGCAUUGCUGAUGUGCACUGAGGACACGGGUGACCCAGGAGACAGAGAGAGGGACGUGAUGGACGGACAUCCACCUGGACUCCUGCUGGUUUCGCCUCCUGAUCCCCUCUGGCCCGCAUCACUGAGGCUGCCCGCCUCCCUGCGCUCUGUGAACGGAUGCUGCUGUCUUCACACAUGUGAGCCCUGCACUGGGAGCCCAUGAUCUCUACUGGACUGUGUUCUGCUCUGGGAGUGGCAUGCUGCUUGGAUGAAUUUUUGACGAUUUUUCAUUUUACGGCAGUUCUUUCUGUCUUUCUUGAUGAUGAAUUAUGCAAGGACACCAUUGUUAUAAUGUAAAAGGAGAAUUUUGGAGCCAGUGAAGAGGAUGGACUGAGCCGAGGGGUGCAACCCAGGAAAACAAGGCUGAGUAAACCAUCAGGGGUGAAAAUUUAUGGUCCUCGAUAGCUGCAUACAGUUUGUGUGUCUCCUAAAGAACAAAAGAGCUGUUUGGUCAGGAUUGUCAGAACGCUCAAGGUUGUCAGGAGGACAGAAUUUCAUUUUAAUGUUGCAAAGAAAUAAAAAUCAAAUUCAGUCUGUGACUGAAACAACAAAACCUAAGAUUGGUGAUCUGGGUGAAACCAGCAUCGCCUCUGCUGUCAAGUCUUCCAAGGGGAAACUUUGUCUCCCUCUCCAUGAGUUCUUGUCAAAGUGGCAAACGUGUUGAUGUUUUUCUGCUUGGUUUCAUUCGCCCACUGUGAGUCCACUGAAGCCUGACCACAUGAGUGGAGGCAGCACUCUGCAGCAACGCACCACCUACCUCAUCUCCCUCACCUUGGUCAAGGUAGAGGCUGUAGAUGAGGAUGGAGGGGAGGCCAAGAAAAGUUCCCAAGAGAAGGGGGUUGAGGUUGGAGAAGAAGGGAGACCAGGGGGUGGGACGGAGGCUGAAGUUGAAGCCCCCCUAAGGGCCGAGAACGGAGCUGGGGUUGUUGGACAACCACACGGAGCUCAUGAUGCUGAAGCAGUGAAAGAAGGCUCUGAUUCCCUUCAAGGUGAAGAAAGGGACUCUCCCAGUCCUCGAACAGAUAAAAGAGUCCCCAAUGUUGAGGCUGCAAGAAAAGGUGGAGAAAAGCCUCCAUCCAUCCUGUCAAUCCCCUCACCUGCUCAAGGGCCAACAGUUCAAAAGACCAAAUCUGCAGAUGAUGUGGAGGAAUCGGGUCCUAUUACUGAAGCAAAAUGCAGGUCUCCAUCACUGAUCCCACCACCACCCAUGGAGCUGGUCGAGCCCAGCCGCACUCCAACCAGAACCAGCCUUCCCAUCCGUCCAGCGGGACAGCGACCUGUGAGUCUGCUGAAGUCUCACAGCAGCGUGACCACGCGUGGCAGGGACUUCAGGGAGGGUCGGGACCGUAGCCCUACCUCAGCGCAGAGUCUCGAUCGCAAGGACUGCCGCAUGACAACACGCUCGCCGGGCCCAUGCAGAGCCUCCUGGGCGGAGGCGAGCCGGCCCGAAGGAUGGAGGGACCUGCAGGAUGAGAAUGAAGCUGCACUGGCCUUUGAUAUUGGAGGUGGUGUGUCUGCAGUGAUGAGAGACAAUCCUCGGAAGGAAAGACUGAAGACAGCCUCAACAUCCCUACCUGUACCUGCCACCAAGGUCUCCAAACCAGCACGCAAAGGUAAAAGCCACACGCUGGAUAACAGCGACCUGAACAGCCUCUCUGAGGACCUGGGGCUGGCCCAGCAAGCCCAGCACAACCAGAGAGGUUCUGCUAAGGACAGGAAAAUGCUGAAGUUCAUCAGUGGCAUUUUCAAUAAGAGUAGUUCUGGGACAGCUGGGUUGUCCUCCACAGCACCCCCUGUCUACAUACAGAGAGACUCCAGUGAGGAGGAAGUACAAAUAGCCAACAGUCAGGAGUGGACACUGAGCAGAUCCAUCCCUGAGCUGAGACUGGGCAUUCUGGGAAGUUUGAACAGUGGCAGGUCAGCGCUGGUGAACAAAUACAUCACAGGCAGUUAUGUUGCAGCUGACAAACGUGAUGGUGGACGGUAUAAAAAAGACGUUCUGGUGGAUGGUCAGAGUCAUUUAUUACUGAUCCGGGAGGAACCUGGAUCACCUGAUACACAGUUCUGCAGCUGGGCUGAUGCAGUGAUCCUGGUCUUCAGUCUGGAGAAUGAGGCCAGUUUCCAGGAGUUGUACCAGCUCUACAGCCAGCUCAGCAUACAUCGCUCAGAUAUUCCAGUCAUCGUUGUGGGCACUCAAGAUAAAAUCAGCAACACCAACCCUCGUGUGAUUGAAGAUCAGAGAGCCAGACAGCUAUGUAUCGAUGUGCGACACUCCCUGUUCUACGAGACCUGCGCCACCUACGGGUUCAACGUCGACAGAGUGUUUUCAGAGGCUGCCCAGAAGAUCGUAGCACAGAGAAAACAGGCAGCACUGCUGGCCUGCAAAUCUCUGCCCAAUUCCCCCAGUCACUCUGGAGGCUCCACACCUGGAUCAGCAUCAUUCCCUGGACAGGCCAGUAAUGGCCCCAGUAGCAGCUACGCCUCGCUCCCCUCCACCCCCGUGGUGAGUCACAGAGAGCUGCGAGCUGCUCAGGUGGAGGGGGGAGGCAGCACCAACUCACGGCUGCAGAAAAGCAUUCCCAGGCGACCCUCCCUGUUUAAGAAUCGAGACUCUGAUAAGAAAACAAGUGACUCUAAAGCUGACCUGAGCAGCAUGCGUGGGGCUCCAAUCAAACAGGCCAUCCUGUGGAAGAGAAGUGGAAGCUCUCUGAAUAAAGAGUGGAAGAAGAAAUACGUCACCCUGUCGAACAACGGCACGCUGUCUUAUCACUCCAGCUCCAGUGACUAUACGCAGAAUACUCACAGGAAAGAGAUCGACCUGCUGCGUGUGACAGUUAAAGUUCCAGGGAAACGUCCUCCUAGAGCCGUGGCUCCCUCAGGCCCCUCACCUACCCCCCAUGUUGCUGUACCUGGAGUUAACGGGCUCAGCAAGGAGACAACAGUGGCUGACAUCACCAGCACAGUUCCUCAGCUGUGUCCAGCCACUCUCUCUGUGGCUGAUGACCGCUCCGGUGGUUUGUCUCAUCAGGGAGGUGAUAAAGGACUUCAGCGUUGUCCCUCUUCAUUGUCCACUGAAGCACAAAGUGUUGACGGUCUGGAAGGGACCGCUGGUACCUUUACUGGAAAAGAUCCAGGCCAGUCGUCACCCAUGAGCGACAGGAAGAAGAACCGAAGGAAGAAGAGCAUGAAUCAGAAAGGAGAUACAGCUGUCGGACAAGCUGAGGCCAAACGCAAAAUGUGGAAAUUAAAGAGCUUUGGUAGCUUGAGAAACAUUAAUAAGACAGAUGAAGAGAAUGCAGAUUUUAUUAUAAUUUCAUUUACUGGACAAACUUGGCACUUUGAGGCUCAGAGCAUGGAGGAAAGGGACUCGUGGGUGUCGGCCAUAGAGAGCCAGAUCCUGGCGAGCUUGCAGUCCUGUGAGAGUGGCAGAAACAAGGCCCGGAGGAGCAGUCAGAGUGAGGCUGUAGCCCUGCAGGGCAUCAGAAACACCAAAGGCAACAGUCUGUGUGUGGACUGUGAAGCUCCCAGUCCCACCUGGGCCAGUCUCAACCUGGGAGCUCUCAUCUGCAUCGAAUGUUCAGGGAUCCACCGAAACCUGGGCACCCAUCUGUCACGUGUUCGCUCUCUGGACCUGGACGACUGGCCUGGAGAGCUCACACAGGUUCUGGCUGCCAUUGGAAAUCACAUGGCCAACAGCAUCUGGGAGAGUUGCACUCAGGGCCGGACCAAACCCACACCCAACGCAACACGAGAGGAAAGGGAGUCCUGGAUUCGAGCUAAGUAUGAACAGCGUGCAUUUGUGGCUCCUCUUCAGCCAGCCUCAGGGACCAAGCUGUUAGAUGAAAGCAUGCCAGUGUGGCUGCUGUCUGCAGUGACUGAGAGGGAUCUACCCAGGCUGCUGCUUCUCCUGGCCCACAGCACUAAGGAACAAAUCAACACCCAGCCGACCGGGUCGUCUGCACUGAGUCGCACGGCUCUGCACGCUGCCUGCCAGCUGGGAGACGUGGUCAUGACCCAGCUGCUCAUCUGGUAUGGAAUCGAUGUUAAAGCAAAGGACAGCCAAGGCCAGACACCCGUGAUGAUAGCCAGAAAAACUGGAAGCAAAGGCUGCAUCGACAUUUUGCUCCAACACGGAGGCUCUAACGAUGCGUCUCCCACCGCUGCCACCCCGGUCCUCUCUCGCCGCUCCAGCACUGCCAGCCUGGGCCGAACCAGCUCCAGGAAGCGGGUGACAUAAUGUGGGCUGCUGUCACGUUGGGGCUGGAUGCCUGGAGGACCCAUGAAAAUCCUGAAAACACUGAGCAGUGGGUGGGAGAAAAAAGACUUCUAUAGUAUAUAAGAAAUAAAACGUUGUUUCUGAAGACUGAAGAGCACGUUACCCAACGUCAAAGCAAUAUUCCUCCAGUGAGUCGAUGAGCAACAUUUUGCUGUCUGGUAGACCUGUAGCACUCUUCUGUAACAUUUAAAGCUCCCACUCUGUCUGCUUCUUCCCCACUUCCUCCUGAAGAAGUGCAAUAAUCAGCUACGAUGAAGAAAAGCAACAAUGUUAUCAUGAACGCUCACCUCAACAAACAUCAAAGAGAUGUUUUUAUUCAGAUUUGUUGUGACAGGACCAAAAAGGCAGCUUCGUUUUCCUCUUUUGGCUUUAAAAUUACAUUAUGUCAUUUUAUUUUUGGGGGUGGGGUGGGGGGUUGGGGGGGGGGGGGGGGGGGGUCCUGCCAGUUUGGCCAGUCUAAACAGUUUAACUGUAUUAAAGCACCUGAAAAAAUAAAUAUGGGUAAACUAGAGAAGAGUGGUUUUGAAGAUGAAAUAUAAAGAGUCUGUGUUAUUAUCAGGAGUCCAAAGUGACAUUUUAAUAUUCUGUACAUGUAAAACAUACGUGAAGUUCAAAGACAUGCGGUUUUUCUGUGGUUUCUUACUGGUGGUUUUAAAAUUCUGUCAUGCUUGUUUUGUCAUUGUCUUUUAUUGUUUCUAAAAGCCCUACAUACAGUGACCGCACACAUCUGGCAUCGCUGAGAGACUACAUGAAGAUGGUGCUCAUAUUACUGCUGUGUCAUUAUUACAACAGACGCUCUACUGAUUGUGUGAAUCCCUCAUUAAAAGAACAAAAAACUCACCAGAAUAAAGACAUUUUGUAUUAGCAUCAA